This is a messenger RNA of Harpegnathos saltator (Jerdon's jumping ant), 2201 nucleotides long. It is a transcript of the gene papi, whose product is annotated as tudor and KH domain containing protein papi. The record is from RefSeq and is a predicted model, not a curated record. Gene Ontology annotation, biological process: spermatogenesis; piRNA processing; P granule organization. Lineage: Eukaryota; Metazoa; Arthropoda; Insecta; Hymenoptera; Formicidae. Gene Ontology annotation, cellular component: P granule. Bases 259 to 1992 code for a protein of 577 amino acids. Gene Ontology annotation, molecular function: RNA binding. The transcript has 9 exons.
UUUACUUUUUCUGCUUCUCUUUGUUCUCUUUGUAUUUAGAACUUCAUGUGACUAUCUUGUUCCAAACUGUAGGCGACUGGUUUCAUUCGAACCCAAAUCGUGAAAGCGUGUGUAUGAUCCUAGAGAUACGACAUAUAUUCGUACUUUCUGCUAUUUGUUUGAAGAGAAGGAAACAAAGGAAAUAGAAGAUACUAAACUGCUCUCGGAUUAUAUCCCCUUUUAGUUCUAUAAUAAAGAAGCAUCAUUAUAUUGUAUAAGAUGGGGUGGAUGUUACAAAAUAUUAACAAAAAAGAAUCAAUAAUACUUGGCUUACUUGGUGUAUCUCUAACAACUGUUGGUGCAACUUUGCUAUAUGAGUUAUAUAGAAAGGAUAAUUAUAAAUUAUGUGGUUGGAAACGUAAAUCAGCAUCUCAAAUUGUUUCGAUAAAAUUCAAAGUGCCUAAUUCGACUGUAGCUGCUGUCAUCGGCAAAGGCGGUUAUACAAUCCGAGAAAUAGAAAUGAAAACUGGUGCAACUAUUAAAAUUAAACGAUGCAACAAUCCUGUAAAAAACAAUUCUUCAGAUCGAAUUUGCAUUAUAUCAGGUUCUGCAGAAGGUGUUAAAUUAGCAAAAACUAUUGUUCAAAACAUAAUAGACAAUGUACCUGUUAUCGAUAGCUAUGAAUUUUACGUGCCAUAUAGAACUGUGAAACACAUCUUAGGAAAAGGUAGACGAAAUUUAUUGAAAAUUCAAGAAGCUUCGAAUGCAAAAGUUAUCAUCGACGACAGUGAUUUGGAUUACAGGUCCUUUUCUAAUCCUGCAAAUUAUUCAUAUGGUGAUCCCUCUAAAGAUGGUAAAAAAAGAAUAAUAGUACACGGGACUGUUGAGCAAAUAGAGGUGGCUGUUAAACUCAUAGGAGAGAAGGUUGAACUGGAAGAUGGAGUUGACGCUAUGCUGCAAGAUUUUUGUCCCAUUAGAGUACCUGGAGCUUAUUCAAAACUUUUGACUGACGAAUUACCCGAUGACCCUAAACUUUCAAGGAUUAUACUGUCACCAUUACCAGCAGAUGAUGCAAUGGAAGUGUACAUAAGUGCGAUAAAAUCACCAAAUCAAUUCUGGAUUCAAAUACUUGGCCCUGGAAUUAUCUAUUUAGAAUCUUUGGCAAGCCAAAUGGCAAUGUAUUACGACGACGAAGAUAAUCACUCAAUGCACAUUUUGAAAGAGGUAACUAUAGGCAAGAUAGUAGCAGCUAAAGACAAGCGUUAUAAUCAAUGGUAUCGAGGGGAAAUAACAAAAAUUCUAAAAAACUUUCAAUAUGAAGUAUUUCUGUUGGAUUAUGGAGAUGUUAUAGAAUGUUCUAAAGAGGAUAUAUUAGAACUUCGUACCGACAUGCUAGGUUUACGUCUGCAAGCCGUGGAAUGUACGCUAGCAAAUGUUAAGCCCAAAGAAGACAAGUGGACUCAACUGGCUUGCGAAGAGUUCGCAUCAUAUACUUGGCUAGGGCAGUCGAAAGUCAUCGACGCUACAGUUAAAGGCUAUAUACAACGUCCCGUCGAUCACGAAGGACCUCAACGUGAAAAUUCGGUGAUUUUAUGUGUCGAACUAUACGACAGAUAUGAGAAACUUCAAGUCGGCGAACAUCUGACAAAGACCGGUCAUGCUGAUUUUAAGGAAGAUGUUCACUCGGAAAUGACUGAUAUCGUGACGAGUGUAAUGAAGCGUCAAUUCUUGUCGGUUCGACUUCUGAGUAAAGUCAAGUGCUUGACUACACAUGCACAAGAAGGCGAGAUGAACAAGGAUAAGUCGGUACUUCCAAAUAUAUUUGGCUCAACAGGAUCAAAGCCAUCAAAAUCAUUAAAAACGUCAGAACCAUUAAAGUCACUAGAGCCAACAAAGUUAUCAAACCCAUUAAAAAAAUCACCGCCACCAGAAUCAUCACAGUUAUCAGAAACAUUAAAAUCAUCAGAAUCAUUAGAAUCAUCAGAGCCAUCGGUAUCAUCAAAUUCGUCAUAGUCAAAGUGUUCAGGAAUCCGACCAGCAAUUCGAUCAUCUGGUUAAAGUAACUGAUCGGCGAAGAGAUAAUGUCACACUGACAUCGUACUGAGUAAAGUGGAAUAAAAGUUUGAUGCAAAUGAGGAUGAUACAGAAUCUGAUUUCGAACCAAAAUCAUCUGAUUUCAAAAUAGAAUAUUUUCCUGUUCAUAAUAAAGACGAGUUAAACGA